AUGAAGAUACUGUGCGACGUAUGCAGGAAAGAGGAGGCGGCGAUCUUCUGCUGCGCCGACGAGGCGGCGCUCUGCGGGGCCUGCGAUGGUCGUGUGCACCUCGCCAACAAGCUCGCCGGCAAGCACUGCCGCCUGUCCCUCCUCCACCCGGCCUCCCCUGAGCAGUCCCCGCUCUGCGACGUCUGCCAAGUUGGCCCAUCCCCUCCUCUCUUUUGAUGUUCUUACUCAUCUCCGAUGCUCGCGGGAGAAUGUUGAUGGCGUUAGAGUCUUUCAGGAGAAGACGGCCUUCUUGUUCUGCCAAGAGGAUAGGGCCGUCCUCUGCAGAGACUGUGAUUCCUCCAUCCACAGUGCCAACGAUCUCACCAGGAAGCACACCCGCUUCCUCCUCACCGGCAUCAAGCUCUCCGUCUCCGACGCCCCCGCCGGGCUGCUGCCCAUCGCAGAAGUCAAAGAUAAGAACAACAGCGUCUACGUGCCGGCGGUGGCGGAGGACAGCGGUGAGGAUACAGGCUCCGCUGCCAGCGCCACCAGUGGAAGCAGGAUCUCCGAGUACCUCAUGAAAGAGCUCCCCGGGUGGCACGUGGAGGACCUCCUCCUCGAUACGCCCUCCUCCGGCUAUGGCCUCCCCAAGGUCCGAUCUAUCUGACCCCGGCUCUUUUUAUCCUUCCAGUCGUCGGUUGAGGAAGAACGUCUAGGGUUACACCGAGUGGGAUGAUGCAGAUGCUGGGCGAUCAUGAUCUGAUGUCUUUCCCGGUGGGGAACCUAAACGACGCCGCGGCGGCGGCGGCGGCGGAUGGCGGUCUCUUCCCUGCGCUGUGGGUUUCCGACGACUGCUUCAUCGUCCCGGAGCUCGGUGCCGCCCAGACCCGCCGCCGCCGCUCCGACCCGCCGCUCCACAAGCGACCCAGAGUGGCGGCGGCGACGACGGCAACCGGCGGCGAUCUUCCUCCCCUUCCGAGCGUGUUCUUCCGCUGA
Molecule: messenger RNA, 975 nt
Organism: Spirodela intermedia
Lineage: Eukaryota; Viridiplantae; Streptophyta; Magnoliopsida; Alismatales; Araceae
Source: the annotation of a GenBank genome assembly